Messenger RNA from Leguminivora glycinivorella, 750 nucleotides. It is a transcript of the gene CPH20, whose product is annotated as nematocyst expressed protein 3-like. NCBI's taxonomy places the organism in Eukaryota, Metazoa, Arthropoda, Insecta, Lepidoptera, Tortricidae. The transcript has 2 exons. The coding region runs from base 28 to 636 and encodes 202 amino acids. The record is from RefSeq and is a predicted model, not a curated record.
CUCAUCAAGUCGUGUCAAACAUACACCAUGUCGGCUAUUAGAUUUAUCAUUUCCUUCGCCGCCCUCAUAGCUAGCUGCAGUGCUAGCGUAGGCCAUGCACACAUCGUACCAGCAGUCAGAUCCUUCCCCAUAGUCAGAUACGCUCCAUUCUACAACUUCCCGCACGGCAUCAGAUCCAUCCACGCCGUAGCACCCGCGCCGCUAGCCGCGGUAGCACCAGCACCUGUUCUGCCAGCGCCGCUACCUGCGCCAGUAUUACCGGCGCCUCUGCCAGCCCCAGUACUACCAGCGCCUGCACCGUUCUUCGCACCCGCUGUGCCAAGAUUUGCACCUGCGGUUCCAGCGUUCCCGGCUCCUGUGUUUGCGCGAGCUUUACCAGUACCCGCGCCUGUUCCUUUCGCGCCCAUUGUGAGGCCAGCCUUUGCGCCAGCUCCCGUAUUUGCACCGGCCCCAGUAGCACCGGCUCCCGUAUUUGCGCCUGCCCCAGUAGCACCGGCCCCUGUGUUUGCACCCGCUCCAACCCCAGUGUUUGCACCUGCCCCUGUUCCAGUGGCAAGAGCAGUCCCCCAUCUACACUUAUACAACAGGUUCCUCGCACCAGCUCCGCUGGCGCCCGCACCUGUCGCGUGGAAAUAAAUCUAGUCGGACAGUAGUAGUAAUAUCUAAUUAAACUAAUUUAGUUAAGUUAGUAGGUUUUUUAUACAUGAGUCGAGGCUGUUUUUUGUAUAUAAAAGAUAAUGAAGAGUUAAC